This is a messenger RNA of Thrips palmi, 1846 nucleotides long. RefSeq names its product ubiquitin-conjugating enzyme E2 G1 (gene Ube2g1). Gene Ontology annotation, biological process: proteasome-mediated ubiquitin-dependent protein catabolic process; protein polyubiquitination. Gene Ontology annotation, molecular function: ubiquitin conjugating enzyme activity. Bases 113 to 619 code for a protein of 168 amino acids. The record is from RefSeq and is a predicted model, not a curated record. Lineage: Eukaryota; Metazoa; Arthropoda; Insecta; Thysanoptera; Thripidae. The transcript has 6 exons.
CAGGAAGUCGCGUUCAAGUUGGCGCAUGCGCAAAGCGGCUCCAUCAACCAUAGCCGUUUUCGGAGAGAGCGAUUUGUUUUGUUCUGUAAAAAUUUAAAGUAUUUCUAUAUUCAUGUCAGAGCCACAGUCCGCACUUUUAUUACGGAAACAACUCGCAGAGCUAAACAAGAACCCUGUAGAAGGGUUUUCGGCUGGCUUGAUAGAUGACAAUGACAUAUACAGAUGGGAGGUACUCAUCAUUGGUCCACCCGACACACUAUACGAGGGAGGGUUUUUCAAAGCCCACCUUCACUUCCCUAAAGAGUACCCAUUGCGACCACCUAGAAUGAAAUUUAUGACAGAAAUAUGGCACCCUAAUAUUGAGAAAAAUGGAGAUGUGUGUAUUUCUAUUCUACAUGAACCUGGUGAUGAUAAGUGGGGUUAUGAAAAAGCAUCAGAGAGAUGGCUUCCAGUGCACACAGUUGAAACUAUCCUUAUCAGUGUCAUCUCUAUGUUGGCGGAUCCCAAUGAUGAAAGCCCCGCUAAUGUAGAUGCAGCGAAAGAGUGGAGGGAAAACUAUGCUGAAUUUAAAAGGAAAGUUGCAAGAAAUGUCAGGAGAAGUCAAGAAGAGUGUAUGUAAGAAGGGCUGUGGUUUGGAAAAAAUAUUUAAUGCCAGGAGGGAGCUGCUUCCGGCCAGAUCUCAGGGGAAAUGCUCAUAUGCUGCAAUGCCAGGCCCAUCUUUUGUCUAGAGCCCCGGUUUUCCGUUUUGUAAUUUAUUUUGUCAACCAAAUGGUCUGAAUUGCAUCGGCAUGUGCCUGUACUACUUUAUAUUCAGAAGUUACUUUCUUCAAAAUUGUUUCAACCUGUAUUGUAACCUUAUGUGGCUGGGGUAUGGCAGUGUUUGAGAUGUCCAAUCAUGAGGAGCCGGAACCCAUGUGAUUCUUUCAAGUCCUGAUGGGUGUUUGGAAGUUAGUUGAACUUACUACUCAUCCCAAGUGCCUAAUCUGACAUCUAUUCCAAAUUAAUUUUGCGGGUAUUUAAUAAAUCUGAUACAUUUUAAUCUUGGGUAUUUAAGCUUAAAUUUAGUCAUCUGUUCACCAAAUGCACUGUCACAACAAGACUAAGCAAGACUAAAUUGCUCUUGUUGCAUUUUUGAUAUUCAUUCUCAUCUGAGAAUUGAAAGUGGGUAUCUGUCAGAGCAUUUUUUUAAAACUGUUUUUUUAUGUGUUUCUACAAUUCCUUCAAUAAAGUUUGUUUCUUUCCUUUUUUUCAAUGGUGCGGCUACUCUUUUUCUUUUGGUUGUACUUCAAUUUCCAUAGUUCACCAUUUUGAUUUGGACUAUCAAUAUACCAGUUUUGAACUCGCAGUUUGCUAUUUUUCCAAUUAGCAGCUGUUUCAAUGGAACAAUCUUUGUAGGUCUGUGUGAUGACUGAUGUAUCAGUAUGGCAAAUACAGUGAGCACUCACUGUAAACCUGUAGGAAAUAACACCAAUUUUCUGUACAAAAAAUGUAUAUAAUAGGAACGCUUACGAGAGGUAGCUAACAAUUGAAGUAAGCUGAAGGGGAUCCAGUCAUUGCAAUUUUGAUAUGUGACAGCAAAACACACAAGUGCAUGCUGUAGUUUGAUGGGAAAACUUAAACUGUGGUCACUUGGACUUCCUGGUGUUAUCAUCAUCAGAAGAAUCAAAGACUGUCUGGGGAGCCUAAUUUAGUGCAUGUGUGAUGUCCUUUUUACUAUGCAUGUAAAUAAUUCACACUGUGAGGCUUCCUGGAAAAUUAUGUGUGUCCAGUACAGACUUCAUUAUUCCUUUAUGUUGUAUUGGCAUGUGUUCUAGAAGGUCUGAAUAAAUGACACAAUUUGCUAGUG